Dryobates pubescens (Downy woodpecker) is the source of this 2745-nucleotide messenger RNA. It is a transcript of the gene ZFAND5, whose product is annotated as zinc finger AN1-type containing 5. Bases 237 to 872 code for a protein of 211 amino acids. Gene Ontology annotation, molecular function: zinc ion binding; DNA binding. The transcript is spliced from 6 exons. The record is from RefSeq and is a predicted model, not a curated record. NCBI's taxonomy places the organism in Eukaryota, Metazoa, Chordata, Aves, Piciformes, Picidae.
UGCGCCUUUCCGCCACCCGCCCACCGCGUACGGCGUGUCUCGGCUCGCGCUGCCGCCGCCAACACGGCCGCCGCUGCUGCGGGAACAAAGGAGCGAGGCAGCGGCGGCGGCGCGUUCAGCACCGCGCCUCGCGCACCCUCACUCUCCGCUCGCCCAGCAGCCCCCCUGAGCCGCCCGCGGCGCCUUCUCCGACACCCGCCGCGGGGUUUCUGACCCCCGCCGGGGCCAGCAUCGAGAUGACUCAGGAGACAAACCAGACCCCAGGGCCCAUGCUGUGUAGUACAGGAUGUGGAUUUUAUGGAAAUCCUAGAACAAAUGGGAUGUGUUCCGUUUGUUACAAAGAACAUCUUCAGCGACAGCAGAAUAGUGGUAGAAUCAGCCCAAUGGGAACAAACAGUGGUUCAAACAGUCCUACCUCAGACUCUGCAUCUGUACAGAGAGCAGACACUAGCUUAAACAACUGUGAAGGUGCUGCUGGCAGCACAUCUGAAAAAUCAAGAAAUGUGCCUGUUGCCUCUUUGCCUGUAACACAGCAAAUGACAGAAAUGAGCAUUUCAAGAGAAGAAAAAGUAACACCGAAAACAGAGACUGAGCCAGUUGUUACUCAACCAAGUCCAUCGGUUUCUCAGCCUGGUACUUCACAGAGUGAAGAGAGAGCUCCUGAACUGCCCAAACCAAAGAAGAACAGAUGUUUCAUGUGCAGAAAGAAGGUUGGCCUUACAGGAUUUGACUGUCGAUGUGGAAACUUAUUUUGUGGACUUCACCGUUAUUCUGACAAGCAUAAUUGUCCAUAUGAUUACAAAGCAGAAGCUGCAGCAAAAAUCAGAAAAGAGAAUCCAGUUGUGGUGGCUGAAAAAAUCCAGAGAAUAUAAAUUAACCUGCUCAUGAAAAGACUGACUGACUGACUUUUGUCUUGAAUAUAUCGCAGGAAAACACAAAAGAGCAGGUGCAUGGCCAUUUUCCUUUGUUCCUCAAGUUUUACUUUUAGUCCUGUCCAUUCUAAUGAAAUUUCAGAAUGUUUGGGUGUUUGUUACCGGCAAAAUUGGAUAGAUACAGCCCUUGAAAAUACGUAUGCCCUCCCCAGAAUAUAAUUGGAAGAUUGGAAAUGUGCACAAGAAUACACAUGUACAAAGGACAAACUCUGAUUUCAUGUGUGCCAAACAGAUGUAUGCUAUCUGCAUGUUUGCAGCAGAUCUGCCUUUUAAGAUGUUUGAGAUAUAUAAUCUUCGGCUAGUGUUACAUGCCUGUUUUGGAGAAUGAUACAUCACAAAGGUUGGCAGUCUAUUUCUAUAAUUUAAGAUCUCAUUCUCAUGUUUGUUUCCAUGCUCCGUUGUUUUCCGCCACAAUGUAAGCUAUGUAGAGAAGCCCGUCACUGUCAUGUUUAGGAGAGUAACUCAGCAAUUGCACUGAGAAAUUGAAAAAAUUAGGUAUGUCAGAAGAAAGCUGUUUUGGAAAAGCUCACAUUAACUUCUAGAAUUGUAAAAAUAGGUUCCCAAAGGAAAUGUCCUGAUAGGAAUUUAACUGGCCUGCAACAGUGUCACAUGCUUUUCCUUGCAUAGCUAAAAAUGUUCUGGUGCACAAUAUUGUAAGAUUGGGUUACUAAAAAAAAUAUAUAUUUUUAGACAUACCACAGCAACUCUAACAAGCAACAUGUGUCUGAUCAAGUUGUUGAAAUACUAGAGCAGCUUAUAAUUUAUGUACUUACAUUGUGUUCUGAGUUCAAAAAAAUAUUAGGAGUUCAUUUUUUUUUCUAGUUUUAAAUGUAACAGUUGCACCAUUCUGCAUGAGAAACCAUACCCAACAUGGCUGCUGUAGACUUAAGUGGUAGCUGGAAACAUUCUUGGAGGGCUGCUUUAUCAUUUUUAACUGUACUUGGGUGUAGGACUGUGGCGUUCUUGGGUGUUUUGCAUGGGCUGCAUAAUCUACAGCAUUGUACAAUAACAACUCUAGAAAAGGCAGUAUACUUCACUGAUGCUUGUCUGGUAAUAUCACUUCUGUGUUAUAAUGGAAGGGAGUUUUGUGAUGUAUGAGACUUGUGUUUUUUUAUAUAAACAAGUACAGUUUAGACUAGUGUUGUGUUGUGCCUGUUCUCAUCUGUAAAUAGUUAUGUACGUACACAAGGCGCUACUUCUGAACUUCUGUUUUUCAUGGCAGUGUUCAGUCUUAGUUUUGAUUUCACUAUAAAAGCAUCAGGUUUUUGCUUCUAACUUUAUUCUUCUGAGUUAUUAGAAAAGACAUGUACAGAUAGUUCAUAUUUAUGUAUUGCACAUAAUCAUGCUAUCCAGCAUCUAUGCUAUAUUGUAUUAUGUAAAUAAUAAAAAUCAUGUACAGGAGGAAAUGCUUCCUUUUGCAAUAGUUCAUUUGGUUUAGUUGCUGCUGUAAUCAGAAAGUGACCUUGUAGGAGUUAAGGUGCAAGCUUAGUACUAAGUUCCUACAGAUACUAUCUUUAUGAUCUUUAUGCUUAGAGCCUCCUUGUUUCUGUAUCUGGAUGUAACCACUCAUUGUAACAAUUUGCACAAGCAUCUGGAGUACAGGUAACUAUAUGCUGGCCCAACAAAAAUGCUAGCAGACAGCAUGCUUGAAGGGAGUAAAAGGAAAGCAGUAGCAACUUUCUUUUGCUUCUAUAUACCUGUAAUAAAAGAGGAUGGGGAUACUCUGGGACUUAAUUUUCCAGGAUGAAUUUUGUGAUUCAAUAUUGUAACAGCUUGAAAGCACCACUAUUAGCACUUUUUUCUUAGCUUUUGU